AUGUACCAAAACUCGCUGCAGUCCUACAUGUCCAUCUUCCAGGAGGCGUUGAUGAACAGCGCCAAGUCGAGCGAGGCGGAAGAGCGCACCGAGGCCAUCAACACCACCUUCAAGCGCAGUCUGUACCAGCGAAUUUGCCGGUCCCUCUUCGCGCGGGAUCAGCUGCUCUUCUCCUUCACCAUGUCGCUCAAGAUCUACGGUGUGGACCCGACGCUGUUGCGCUGGGUGCUGAUGGGCGGUUUCGAGGAUGAAGACCACCACGCCGUGCCGAACCCUUUCACGUGGCUGCCGGAGUUGAUCUGGAAGCUGUUGCGCCGCGCGGCGACGCAGUUGGACGGCUUCGCUCACUUGACGGAGCUGCUGCAGCAGCAUGCGAUGUUCUUCAUGGACUUCUACGAGUCUUCGAACCCGCUAGAGCUGGAGCUGCCCGGUGUGCUGAACGACAUGUCGAGCAUAGAGAAGCCGGUCGUGGUACGAUGUCUGCGCAUGGACAAAGUGGUGCCAGCCAUCCGCAACUACGUCAGCGACCGCACGGCAACAGGCAAUGGAGACGAGCAGGGGCGAAGAAGGGGUAUGAAAGGGAGCUGA
Leptomonas pyrrhocoris is the source of this 588-nucleotide messenger RNA. RefSeq names its product putative dynein heavy chain. Gene Ontology annotation, biological process: microtubule-based movement. The record is from RefSeq and is a predicted model, not a curated record. The transcript has a single exon. The coding region runs from base 1 to 588 and encodes 195 amino acids. Gene Ontology annotation, cellular component: dynein complex. Lineage: Eukaryota; Euglenozoa; Kinetoplastea; Trypanosomatida; Trypanosomatidae. Gene Ontology annotation, molecular function: dynein light intermediate chain binding; dynein intermediate chain binding; minus-end-directed microtubule motor activity.